Helianthus annuus (common sunflower) is the source of this 721-nucleotide messenger RNA. Its product is annotated as 60S acidic ribosomal protein P2. Gene Ontology annotation, biological process: cytoplasmic translational elongation. Lineage: Eukaryota; Viridiplantae; Streptophyta; Magnoliopsida; Asterales; Asteraceae. The coding region runs from base 41 to 499 and encodes 152 amino acids. The transcript has 4 exons. The record is from RefSeq and is a predicted model, not a curated record. Gene Ontology annotation, molecular function: structural constituent of ribosome. Gene Ontology annotation, cellular component: cytosolic large ribosomal subunit; ribosome.
AAGCCCGUUAACAACACAUUGAAACGAAGCCCAAUAAAGAAUGUACGGAAGUAAUAAAGUUAUAAAAAGGGUUAGGGUUUCUAGCCGCUUGCAUAACCCUAACGCCCACACAAAAAGAUUAACAGCGGCUGUAAUACCAACCACUUGCAGAAUGAAGGUUGUCGCAGCGUUUUUGUUGGCUCUUUUGGGAGGUAACGCAACCCCGUCCGAUGAAGACUUGAAGAACAUCCUUGCUUCAGUUGGAGCAGACGCUGAUGAUGACAAAAUUGAGCUGCUGUUGUCUCAAGUAAAGGGAAAAGACAUCACUGAACUCAUUGCAUCCGGAAGGGAGCGGCUGGCUUCAGUUCCUUCUGGUGGCGGUGUUGCAGUUGCCGCUGCAGCUGCAGUUGGUGGCGGUGGUGAUGCAGCACCUGCAGCCGCUGCCGAAGAGCCAAAGAAAGAGGAAAAAGAAGACGAGGAGUCUGCUGAAGAGGGAUUAUUUGGCUUAUUUGAUGACUAAAAGAAGCAGACUGCAAUCUCUUGUUUUGAAGCGGGCUAGAGUUUUAUCGUUUACUAUCUACUAUGUUUUUGUUUUUUAGUUUUAUUAUUGCUGAACCGGUUAAUGUGCAAGACAUGAGGAACGCGAGUAUCGUAUCGUUUCUUCUUUGUGGUGGUUGUUACAUUUUAAUGUUUGACAUUUAGCUUUGGGAUGCUUUUACCAUGACUCUUAAAUUGUGGGAUU